GCCGCGCAGCCCACAGCGCCCGCCCGCGGGCCGCCCCGAGCUAGUCCAGCCCCGCUCCGCUCCUCGCCCAUCUCCCGCGCUCUGCCCGCCGCCCACCGCGCCGGCCUCCGCUCUGCGCCCGGGUCAUCGAUCAGCAAAGCUCAGAAGACAGAGACAAGUCCUUCCACAAUGUCCUACAGACGAGAGCUAGAGAAGUACCGUGACCUGGAUGAAGAUGAAAUCCUGGGUGCCCUCACAGAAGAAGAGCUCAGGACUCUGGAAAAUGAGCUGGAUGAGUUGGACCCUGAUAAUGCACUGCUGCCUGCAGGCCUGAGGCAGAAGGAUCAGACCACCAAGGCGCCCACAGGCCCCUUUAAAAGGGAGGAGCUCUUGGAUCACUUGGAAAAGCAAGCAAAGGAGUUUAAGGACCGAGAAGACCUGGUUCCCUACACAGGGGAGAAACGAGGAAAGAUCUGGGUCCCUAAGCAGAAGCCAAUGGAUCCUGUGCUAGAAACGGUCACGCUAGAGCCAGAGCUGGAGGAGGCCUUGGCAAAUGCCUCCGAUGCAGAACUCUGUGACAUUGCAGCUAUUCUGGGCAUGCACACACUCAUGAGCAACCAGCAGUACUACCAGGCGUUGGGCAGCAGCUCCAUCGUGAACAAGGAAGGACUCAACAGUGUGAUUAAACCUACACAGUAUAAGCCUGUGCCUGAUGAGAAACCAAAUUCAACAGAUGUAGAGGAAACACUGGAGCGGAUAAAGAACAAUGAUCCAGAUCUUGAAGAAGUUAACCUCAAUAAUAUCCGGAAUAUCCCCAUCCCCACCCUUAAGGCAUAUGCAGAAGCCCUGAAAGAAAAUUCGUAUGUGAAGAAAUUCAGCAUCGUUGGCACCCGGAGCAAUGACCCUGUGGCAUUUGCCCUUGCUGAAAUGCUCAAAGUGAACAAGGUGUUGAAGACACUGAAUGUGGAAUCCAACUUCAUUUCCGGCGCUGGGAUCCUGCGCCUGGUGGAAGCCCUUCCACACAACACAUCUCUGGUGGAACUGAAAAUUGAUAACCAGAGCCAGCCCCUGGGCAACAAAGUAGAGAUGGAGAUCGUGAGCAUGCUGGAGAAAAACACAACGCUUCUCAAAUUUGGCUACCACUUUACCCAGCAGGGCCCCCGACUGCGAGCAUCCAAUGCCAUGAUGAGCAACAACGACCUUGUGAGGAAGAGGAGGCUUGCUGACUUGACGGGGCCCAUCAUUCCCAAAUGCCGCAGCGGUGUCUAGGGUGUGGAGGCAAAAACCACACCUUUGAACUGGACAUGUUUUACUGACAAUCUGCGCUCUGCAGUGGAGACCAGAAGGCAAAAUGCUGGCACAAAUCUUUUGUGGUUCAGUUCUUAUGCACUAAGGUUUUAGGUUAAAUAGUGGUUGUAGUUGAAAAUUUUAUAAAAUAUGGGUAAUGUGAAGUUUUUCUUUAGUCACAAAGUCCAGUAUGGUUAUUAUUUAAAAACAAGCCCUCAAGCUGGCAGAUCUUCCUGCAGAUGAUGUGAUAGUGGCAGUGACUUAACCCCAGAGCCAACUGGUGGCCUUGCUGUGUAGUGUUUCAAGUAAUUUAUAACACAACAUGGUGCAAAUAAACAGCACACUCUUUGACUAAUUUUGGAAGUAUUACAAAACACUUUAUUACACAUUUGAUCUUAUUUAGCAAAAAAGAACAAGUAAUCACUCUUUACUUACCCUUCUUCAAAUUUUAAGAACUUCAAGAUUAAAGUUGCCAAAUUGGUUAAUGGAUCAAAAUGCAAUUUUACCCCCAAGAAAGACAAACAGACUGACGUCACAGACUCUGCCAGAAAUAAUAAUUUAAAAAAAGAUUGCUUUUACUGCAUAUGGGAAAAAUGGUAGAAAAAAGCAACAAUAAAAUUUCAAGAUUCAAAAAUCACCCUAGACAAUGUAUUUCUCCAUGUUCUUUAUGAACAUCUGUGAGGUACUUACAAGUGAACACUGGAGUCAGAAUAGUUCCCUUAAACCUAGGGCCAAAUUCUUGCUGCUCAGUGGGGACAUGGCUCCAGUGAGGCCACACUGCCAGGGCAUUUCCAGUCCACUGUGGCUACGGUAUUUGGCAUGGCUAAGCAUAUAGACUUCAACAACCUGUCUCAUCACUUACUAAACAAGUCAAUGCUGAUCUUAGGCCCACAAAGGAAGUGCCAGAAAGAUAGUAAUGGAGAAAAUCUAGGCAUUAAAAAAUUAGGAAAUCCAGGUGAAAUUACCUGAAGAUUAUUUUUAAAAUGUAAUUUUGGUAUUCCUACUGGAUCCCUUUUUCCCACCAUACACAUCAUUUGGGAGUCAGCAAAAGUGUUAAGCCACAUUGCCCUUGUGCCUUUUAAUACACCACUGUGCCAGUUUAACUAUUAAUACUUUUGUUUGUUGCUCUGGGGAGUUAGUUCCAUUAGGGAUCCAGCAGAUCGUAUGAUAACAGACAAGGCCAAAGAGUGGAUGAGCACAGAUUCUGAGGCUUCUGAUAAAAAAGGCAGUCUUGCACGCUGAACUCGAAUGAUGUAGACAGUACAGGGUAACUACAGCUGGAGCCCGGGGCCUUACCGCUACGAAGAAUGUCUACUAAGGCUGCAAAUAGGCCCAGAAGUGGCACUACACUGUAGGGUGGCCAUUCCCACUUGGCUUCUCCUUGAAACACAAUUGCAGCUGCAUUCUGCAUCACUGGAAACUGCGAUAUAACAUUAAAUCUGUUGGACUGUGUGGCUGUGUA
Molecule: messenger RNA, 2728 nt
Organism: Octodon degus (degu)
Lineage: Eukaryota; Metazoa; Chordata; Mammalia; Rodentia; Octodontidae
Gene: Tmod1
Product: tropomodulin 1
Exons: 10
Coding region: 169-1248 (359 amino acids)
Biological process (GO): pointed-end actin filament capping; muscle contraction; myofibril assembly
Cellular component (GO): myofibril; striated muscle thin filament
Molecular function (GO): tropomyosin binding
Source: RefSeq, a predicted model, not a curated record